CCCACCCCCAGCCCUGAGCACACCGCCUAUCGUGGGGUGAGGGUAUAGCUUAAACACGUUGCUUUAUAGAAAAGUAACAUAUAUGAAGUAGUUAAUGGGUUUAUCUGAUAAAUCUCGGCGCCAAACGUGACGUCUUCAGUUUAAAUCGGUUAGCGGUUCAGUUUGCCAGGCAUUGAUCCCGUGGCCUUCGACGUGUCGACAACGGUUUCCCUUCAACUCGUGGAGCCACAGUAAAAGAUACAACAAUAAAAGGAAAUUCUAACAAAUGGCAAGCAAUGGUUACGUCAACGAAAGCGAAACAGCGAAAGGACUUCACCUUCAUUCCAGAGGUUCUCAAAAUGGAAACGGAAAAGAGAACGUCAUUCUGUUGGGCAGUGGAGACAUGUCUAUGGCGCUGGCUAUCAAUUUCAUGCGAGCCAAACUGAACCCCGUGGUAGCGAGCCGGAACCCAGAGAGAGCAAGGAGCCGUCUGAAGAAAAUGCGGAACUUGGACGUCGACGUAGCAACCAUAGACGCUGGAAUCUCCCUGGGCGAUGUCGUGGUCGUGGCCAUUCCAGCCGAACAUCAUGGCUCCUUACCUGCCAAGGCUUUGAGAGGAAAAAUUCUCAUUGAUAUAAGUAACAGGUCUCCGUCAGAGCCUUCAGGAGGACCGAGCAAUGCUGAAAAGCUGCAAGAGCUUUUGCCCGAGAGUCAUGUGAUCAAAGCUUUCAAUACGUUGUCGUCUUACGCCCUCACCCAAGGAAACAUACAAGGCAGCAGAGAGGUCCCUAUCUGCGGCGAAUCUGAGGAAGCCCGCAACCGUGUCGCCGGUCUGGUGAGAGACAUAGGCCUAAUACCAGUGGACCACGGAGCCCUGAAGAACGCCAGAGCCAUCGAAGACAUUCCGCUGUCGUUUUUCCCGGAGUGGAGGACGGCCUUCAUUCUGGCGCCCUGUAUUUUCCUCUUCUAUUUCAUCGUCGUUCUGUUUGAGAAACAGCUUUGCCCCAACUUCGUGAAUGACAAUAACAGUACUUCGUGGGAUACUCAACCGUUCAAUUAUUUGCCUCUAUUGAACAUCCAGUUCAGUCUCGCCUACACUGCGGCGACGCUUCUUUUAGCUACCUACAUACCAGGUUGCGUCGCUGGCUACAUUCAGCUGUACCGUGGCACAAAAUAUUCCCAGUUUCCUGAUUGGCUGGACAGGUGGAUGAAAUCACGCAAGCAGUUCGGGCUAUUGGCUCUGUUUCUGGGCGGAAUACAUGGCUGCUCAGCCAUCUUCACUCAAAUGACCUGGGGUAUGAAUUACCCUGAGAAGUGGUAUGAGCAACUCUAUUGUAUGGCAGGGCCAACCCUGUUGGGGAUGUUGGCAAUCCUGGGAGUAACGUCUCUGCCUUCGGUGUCUGCGCGCCUCACUUGGCGGGAAUUUUCCAUCAUCCAGCGCUAUUUGGGAUGGACCUGCGUCGCCCUGGUCACCAUACACGAUGGCUUCAGCAACUUUAACUACUUGCUCGAAAGCCCAUCUUGCGUUUAUAUACCAACCACUGCACAGUUCACCGUAGUUUUAUGCCUGCUGACGAUACUCCUGAAGAUCCCACUGGUGCUCCCUUGCGUCGAUCAGUAUCUCACGAAGAUACGCAACGGAUACGAGAGGGGCUUGGCCAAGCCGUCGCCUGCGUAGAGUUUCACACAGUACUUAAUGACGUACAGAUAGUACUAGUAGGUACUCCGGUGGCUUCCAGGGUCGUAUUGUGAUUCGCAAUACAGUUGAAUUUUUGUCUUUAUGACUCACUCCGUUCGCCGGCUAUUGUUUUUUUCCCAGAUCCUUAUAACUUCAGCUCUUUCAAGAUGCAAGUGAAUUGCUUCGUUUGAUGUAUAGGGCCCGUUAUCUCUUCUUCAGGACAUUGGGCCGGUCGUGUCAAUGACCUGCUUUUUAUAUAUGAAAGUAAUAUUGGAACAUGGGGCUGCUCUGGAAACAGAUAGAAGGAAUAGCAGAAAAUAUCAUGGAACUAAAAAUAUCAGAAAGAGCAAGCAGAGGUAGAUUAAUAGUGCCCAAAACUAUACCAGGAAAAAUAAGGAAAGCACACAGGACAUUAAUCCACUACGCACCAGCAUCGAUAAUGCAGCGUCUAUUCAAUGCGUUGCCAGCUCAUCUGAGGAAUAUAUCAGGAGUGAGCGUAGAUGUGUUUAAGAAUAAGCUCGACAAAUAUCUAAACUGCAUCCCAGACCAUCCAAGAUUGGAAGAUGCAAAAUAUACCGGAAGAUGUACUAGCAACUCUCUGGUAGACAUUAGAGGUGCCUCACACUGAGGGACCUGGGGCAACCCGAACAAGAUGUAAGGUCUGUAAGGUAAGGUAAGGUCGUCAGUGAACUGCUUGUUUUUUCUUUUUGAAACUGUAACAUCGGGACAUUUGAUCGCUAGUGUCAAUGACCUCUUUUUAUUUAUAUAUAUGAAACUGUAAUAUUGGGUCAUUGGACCGCUCGUGUCAAUGACCUAUCUUUUAUACAAAACUGUAAUAUUGAGACAUUGGACCGCUCGUGUCAAUGGCCUGUUUUUUUUUUUAUAUAUGAAACUGUAAUAAUAGAACAUUGGGCCGCUCGUGUCAAUGACCUAUUUUUUUCUAUGCAACUGUAAUAUUGGGUCAUUGGACCGCUCGUGUCAAUGGUCUGUUUUUUAUAUGAAACUGUAAUACUAGGACAUUAGAUCGCUCGUGUCAGUGACCUUUUUUUUCAUAUAUGAAAUAGACAUUGGAAAUUGUAAUAUUGGGACAUUGGGCCACUCGUGUCAAUGACCUGCUAUUUUAUGUGAAACUGUAAACAUAAAAGUAAAAUAAACAGAUUGGCAUUGA
Messenger RNA from Macrobrachium nipponense, 2825 nucleotides. Its product is annotated as metalloreductase STEAP4-like. The record is from RefSeq and is a predicted model, not a curated record. Gene Ontology annotation, biological process: copper ion import. The transcript has 10 exons. Gene Ontology annotation, cellular component: plasma membrane; endosome. Lineage: Eukaryota; Metazoa; Arthropoda; Malacostraca; Decapoda; Palaemonidae. Gene Ontology annotation, molecular function: ferric-chelate reductase (NADPH) activity; cupric reductase (NADH) activity. The coding region runs from base 266 to 1657 and encodes 463 amino acids.